CGGAACUAAAUAAUAUUAUUUGGUUGGUUUCCUAUGUGUGAAGCAGUAAAAUUCUUCAGUUAAUCGAAACACCACUUAUUUGUUACCUGCGGUUAAACGGCACAAAAGUUAAACACUGCACAGGAGACUUUUUGGUUGCAACUGCCAAACUAGUCUCGCAACCAUGAAAUACAUAAUUUUCAUAGCCAACACCGUAGUCGAGACAAGCCAAUCCAGUAGCCAGGUCUCGUUUGCUGCGCCAGCGGCUGCAGUGUGUUAGGCCUACGAGUGUGCCGACGUGCAGCACGAUGGAGAACACGAAGAAACGGCUGCAUCAAGCACUGCCGCUUGAAACGAAGCUUCAAAUUCUCCAGGAGCUUGAUGGAAGCGGCCUGUCCAAGACGAUGGUGGCAAAGAAGUUCAGUAUCCCCAAGUCGAUGCUCUCGCGGAUCUCAAUGAACAAAGAAGUGAUUGAAUGUGCCAUCAAGAAUGGAACCUUUACGUCAAAACGAAUGCGGAUGCGGACGACACCUUAUGAAGAACUGGAAGAGGUUCUUUUUUUGUGGUUUAAGCAUGCGAGGAGUGCGAAUUGCCCUGCUCAUGGCAAGAUGGAAGGAUUGAAGUCCAUCAGUCUUGAAUUCUUGCCAGCCAAUGCAACAGCUGUGAUCUAGCCAAUGGAUCAACGCAUAAUACAGAACAUCAAAGUUCUUUACCGUAGCCAGCUGCUUCACCGAAUGCUACUUUGCACAGACAAUGGAAAGAGCUACAACACAGAUUUGUUGUCGGCAAUCCACAUUCUGGCCCAUGCCUGGGAACAAGUGCAGGAAACCACAAUACAGAGGUGCUUCCACCAUGCAGGCUUUGAAGCACAAGAGCAAAUGUUUCAUGAAGAGGAAAUCCCUGCCGACGCCGAUGCUGAUGCCAUAUUCAGUCAGGUAGUGCCCUCUGCCCCUUUUACGUGGCAGGAGUACGAGGCAAUUGAUGAGAAUUUGAGCACCUGUCGCGAGGAGAGCCUUGAGGAACUGAUCGCUGAAGCACAAAGCAAAGAUCAACCCUCCUCCAGUGAUGAGUGCGAUGACCUUAUUCCGAGUGCAGUGGUGCCAGACAGUGCAGCUGAAGGAGCAGUCGAACUUUUGCAGCGCUAUUUUGAGCGUGAAGGGUGUCCAGAAUUUCUAGAAAGCCUGUCAAGCAUGGGCACUUACUUCGUGAAAAAGCAACUCAAGCAUGCCAAGCAAACCACAAUUGAUUGCUUUUUCCCUGUCCAUGUAGAUAAGUAGGUGUUAGUACUAACUUAAAUAAAGUUGUGUUUCAUGAAACGUGUACUUUGCUUAAAUGAAACUUCUGAUAAAUCGAACACUUUUAUGGAUCCCCUCCAAGUUCUGUUUGAGAGGAGUGCACUGUAGAACCCCCUACUCCCAAUUUUAGUGCCUACGAUGCACCAAACUCGGAGGCUAUCCCUCAGCUAAUGGUUGAGUUCACGGUGCCUCAUUCCUUUGCUGUGCUACAGUGUUCCAGAUAGCUA
Molecule: messenger RNA, 1501 nt
Organism: Dermacentor silvarum
Lineage: Eukaryota; Metazoa; Arthropoda; Arachnida; Ixodida; Ixodidae
Product: tigger transposable element-derived protein 4-like
Exons: 1
Coding region: 654-1256 (200 amino acids)
Molecular function (GO): nucleic acid binding
Source: RefSeq, a predicted model, not a curated record